Molecule: messenger RNA, 1419 nt
Organism: Populus euphratica (Euphrates poplar)
Lineage: Eukaryota; Viridiplantae; Streptophyta; Magnoliopsida; Malpighiales; Salicaceae
Product: Leucine-rich repeat (LRR) family protein
Exons: 10
Coding region: 303-1088 (261 amino acids)
Cellular component (GO): cytoplasm
Molecular function (GO): protein binding
Source: RefSeq, a predicted model, not a curated record
UUAAUUGAGAGUAAUAUAUUCAAGAGAAAAAGGAAAAAGAAAAAGCAAAAGAGGAGAAAAAAGAGAGUCAACAACAACGCGGUUUUGCUAGAGGGGAGGAGAGGAGACGGGAGAGGGCGGGGGUGGCUCUAUCGGUCAUCUAAGAUUGUGGUUUCUAAUACUCAUGCUCUUACCAUCUCUUCUUCUGCAAACAUUUUAUUUGAAUUGGCUUCCACCCUUCUACCUAAACCUAAAAAACCUAAUCCUUUUCUUUUUUUUUAAACAUAAGCAUAAGCUGAUCAUCAUUGACGAUAACGAAGAAGAUGGGUUGCUGUGCAAGCCAAAACGUGGAUUCUAAAGCUUCUAGGAUUGCCCGCUGGCGAUCUACCGGCAUUGUUGCUUUUCGCGACGCUAAAUUGAAGGCUUUUCCAGACGAGGUUCUUGAUCUUGACAAAGCGGUGCGCACCCUUGAUUUAACACACAAUAAAUUGGUUGACAUUCCAAUGGAGAUCAGCAAAUUGAUAAACCUGCAACGCCUGGUUUUAGCUGAUAAUCUUGUUGAGCGAUUGCCAAUGAAUUUGGGGAAACUGCAGUCACUAAAAGUUAUGACGCUUGAUGGGAAUCGAAUUGCUUCCUUACCUGAUGAAUUGGGUCAGCUGGUGAGGCUUGAGAGGCUUUCCAUCUCAGAUAACAUUCUAACAUGCUUGCCUGAGACGAUUGGGAGUUUGCGCAAUUUAUCACUUUUAAAUGUGUCAAAUAACAAGUUAAAGACUCUUCCAGAAUCAAUUGGGAGUUGUUUCUCUCUAGAAGAAUUACAAGCAAAUGAUAAUCUCAUUGAAGAUCUUCCUGCAUCUGUUUGCAAUCUCAUUCACUUGAAGUCGCUUUCCCUGAACAAUAAUAAUGUGGUCCAGAUUCCUCCAAAUCUUUUGAAAGACUGUAAGGCUCUCCAGAGUAUCUCUUUGCAUGACAAUCCAAUUUCUAUGGAUCAAUUUCAGCAGAUGGAAGGAUUUCAAGAAUUUGAAGCCAGAAGGAAGAGGAAGUUUGACAAACAAAUAGAUUCAAACGUAAUGAUGGGUUCACAAGGCCUUGAUGAGGGUGUUGAUCUAUGAUUACUAUUGCCUUGAUACUCCCAACACCAUAAAUGGACGUGGGACAUCUUUAUGGGCUAAAGCAAGGGAAACAAGGGUGUUGAAUCGUGAUGGUUGUAGUUUUGGAGUAGCUAUCUCCUUUUACAGCCUGAAUAUUUUGUCACCUGUGGAAUAUAACGUAUCGUUGUAAAUGUCUUGUCUUUUCUUUUUGAAUAGUUAAUGAUGGGUGUUUUGGUGGUUGAUACAUCUCUUUUCAUUUUGUUUCUAAGACCUUAAAGUGCAACCUGAAUUCAUUUUUUAGAUGCAAACUGGUCCAAUAUGUGAUUAAAAGAACAAGAGUAGACGAGGGUUU